AUGGCACAUAUUGCAACGUUCAUGAUAUUCUAUAUUCUGACUUGGAUGCUGGUUUUGCCACUACACUUUGUAGUGCAGUUAUUUUUGGUGUUACUAUUGAUUUCUGCACCCGUCUUUUAUUUUCCCGAGCUGGUACGAAAGGCGUCAGCCUCAGGGGUUCACGUGGCUUGCGGCGGCUCAUUGAAGCUGCCUCUGAUUGGAUUUUCUACUUUAGGGGCUUUUGGCAUUGCCUUUCUUUUUGGGUUAGUGGCAUUGUUAGUGUUUUAUUUGAUUUGGAGGUUCGUAUAUGGAAGGAAACCAACAAGAGGUAAAGAUAUUGAGGUUAGCUUGGAUGACUUGUUGUCUCUGAUAUCAAACGUUUGA
This is a messenger RNA of Vicia faba (fava bean), 363 nucleotides long. NCBI's taxonomy places the organism in Eukaryota, Viridiplantae, Streptophyta, Magnoliopsida, Fabales, Fabaceae. The record is from the annotation of a GenBank genome assembly.